Emys orbicularis (European pond turtle) is the source of this 1462-nucleotide messenger RNA. RefSeq names its product kelch domain containing 1 (gene KLHDC1). NCBI's taxonomy places the organism in Eukaryota, Metazoa, Chordata, Testudines, Emydidae. The record is from RefSeq and is a predicted model, not a curated record. Gene Ontology annotation, molecular function: protein binding. The transcript has 13 exons. The coding region runs from base 242 to 1462 and encodes 406 amino acids.
CCGAAUCCCCUCGCUGAUCCCGCAGCCCCCCCACUUCCUCCCACGUGAGCGCCUGAUUUGGGGCGGGGGGAGAGAAGGAGGCGCUGCUGUGCUGCUCGUUCCGCGACUCCCCAUAGUUUGGACCCUCUCCGCUUCCCGUCCGCCUGAGGGUGACCGAGCGGCAGAGAGCAGGUGGCGCUCCAGAAGGUGGUGGCGGGGCACGGUCGUUGCGGCACCCGCCUCCCUUCCUCCCCUUCAUAAGAUGGCGGCGUGUCCUCCUCCUUCUCAGCAGUUCUGCGUGGCCGAGGAACGGAGCGGCCACUGCGCCGUGGUGGAUGGGAACUUUCUCUAUGUGUGGGGGGGAUACGUGUCAAUUGAAGAGAAUGAAGUGUAUUUGCCUAAUGAUGAGCUUUGGCUCUAUGAAAUUGAUAGUGGGUUAUGGACAAUGCACCUAAUGGAAGGAGAGCUACCUACUUCUAUGUCAGGAAGUUGUGGAGCUUGCAUUAAUGGGAAGCUGUAUAUAUUUGGCGGAUUUGAUGAUAAAGGAUACAGUAAUCGGCUGUAUUAUGUUAAUUUGCGAACAAGAAAUGGAACCUAUAAAUGGAAAAAAAUUACAGACUUUAAAGGUCAACCUCCUACACCACGUGACAAGCUUUCCUGUUGGGUGUAUAAGGACAGAUUAAUAUAUUUUGGUGGUUAUGGAUGUAGGAAACACAAUGAACUGAGUGAUUGUUUUGAUGUUCAUGAUGCAUUUUGGGAAGGGCAGAUAUUUUGGGGAUGGCAUAACGAUGUUCAUGCUUUUGAUACAAACACACAAACUUGGUUUCAACCAACAAUUAGAGGUGGAGUUCCACCUCAGCCUCGAGCAGCUCAUACGUGUGCUGUGCUAGGAAAUAAGGGUUACAUCUUUGGAGGACGAGUGCUGCAAACUAGAAUGAGUGAUUUGCACUGUCUGAAUUUAGACACUUGGAUUUGGUCUGGAAGAAUUCAUAUUAGUGGAGAGAAACCAAAAGAUCGAUCAUGGCACACUUUGACUCCUAUAGCAGAUGAUAAACUUUUCCUAUUUGGUGGACUGAGUUCAGAUAAUGUUCCUCUAAGUGAUGGUUGGAUUCAUAGUGUCACAACAAAUGGAUGGAAACAACUUACCCACUUACCUAAGAGUAGGCCUAGGUUGUGGCACACAGCCUGUCUUGGCACAGAAGGAGAAGUGAUGAUCUUUGGUGGGAGCAAAGAUGACUUGCAUUUCUUGGACACAGGUCACUGCAGUGAUUUAUUGAUUUUUCAAACUCAACCUUACUCACUUCUCAGAUUGUGCCUUGACUGCAUUGGUAAAAAUGCCAGCCUUUUAAAGAAUCAAAUAUCCUGGUUACCAUCCAAAAUUUUGCCACAAGUGUUGAAAAAAAUAACCUUUUGGGCUGCAGCUAACCAUCGGCAAGAGAAAAAAGCUGAAAUUGAAAGACAAGAGCAAAUAAAUGUCACCUGA